UUUUUGAAAUGUUUGGUGACUCCAUAUUUGUUUAUAAUUUUUCUGUCGUGAUUUUUAUUUGACACAAAUUGGAUAGUAAGCUUUUUAUUUUGUGUUUAUUAACUGUGAGUGAUUAGUUAAGCGUGUUAGUUACAAGCAUUUUAAAAUGAUAAAUUUAUUGUGUGUGUUUUAAGGGAAGGUUAUAUUAUUUACGUGUGUUUUCUUUUAUUGAGCCUGUUUAUUUUUCGAAGCAAAAAUGACAAUGCCAAAGAGAAGAACGGCAAAUUUCCGUGAUGAUGAAACUAGAUUAUUGAUACAGUUGUGGGGUAGUCCUGCGAUUCAGAAUCAAAUGAACACGUCACACAGGAAAGCGCCAAUUAUGUUGCAACUCGCAUCACUCAUGCAGCAAUACGGGUUUUCUCGUACGCCAGAAGAAAUCACCACACGGAUAAGGAAUUUGAAGUGUAUUUACCAUCGAAUCAAGAAGUCUUUACGAACCGGCGUUGGUUUGGUUGACCCCGAUUGGCAUCAUUUUAAAGCCAUUGAUGCCAUAUUAGGAGAAAAUUCACCUCAUAACCGUAUUUCUAAUAGGCCACCAGUAUUCUCCACACCGUUUAUUAAAACUGAAAAAGAAAGUGUAGAUGAAAUAACAAAUUCAAUGUACAGCAAUGACAGUCAUAGGUAAAAAUGAAAUCUCGUUGUACGACGAGGACAAAGAAGUGACGGGCAGCUAUGUGUCGUCGCCGCCCAUGCAGGGCCUCACCAUCACGUCCUCGACGUCGGGGGCCGUGGACCUGAUAUCGGUGCUCAAGUCCAACCACAUCGCGUCGAAGGCCAAGUACGCUCGCGACGCGGAGCGUGGGUUCGGGGCACGCGUGGAGGCAGCGAGACGGCAGUACUUCGCGUCUCCGUCCUGUGUUGGCGUUGCAGACACCUCCCGAGCCAACAAUAGCUCCGAGGAGUCCAGUUUCAGGAGCCCGGAGCCGAAGAGGAGAUGCAUGACACAGAACGACAAUGAAGUGUCCAGCCUGCUCCAGCAGCUGCUGGAUGUGGAACACGAGCACUUGCAGCUGGAGAAGCAGCGGCUGGAGUUCGACCGCAUGAUCGGCACGCAGCUGCUAGCCUUGGUGCCCAUGGUGGGCAGCAUCCUGCAGAACCACUUCCUGUCCCAGCAGCGGGGGCAGCAGGGCCCCUCCUCCCCGCCCUCCCCGCCCCCGGGAGACCCUCCCUCCACCCCGCACGACGGGGACGCCUUCCCCGUCAGCAGCUCUCUGCCCGAGGGCAACGACCGCAAGGACGAUGCCAGCGACGAGUCGGACGCAGAGUCCUUGUCCGAGUGCUCGUACGGCGAGUCGCCCCCCACUCCCCCCGAGCUGGCCUUCGAGGUCUGCUCGAACCCGCCCGUCGCUUACGAGAGCCGUGACUGCGAGGCCGAGAAGGUCUGAUUGCUUCGUACUCUCACAUGAGCUGUUGCUGCCACUAGUUAUGUUCAGCUGUAAAAUUAAAAUUUUAAGACUGUUUAUUGUUAUGCUAUAAACUUAAUCUAUACAUGAAAAAAGUAGGAAUGAUAGAUCACCCCCCUUCCCCCCUGAAGAUCAGUUUUUUUUUAAAUUAAUUUUUUAGAAUUAUUUACUGUAUUUAUAAUAUUUUUGUAACAGUAAUGUGAUUUAUAUAGUUAACUCAUCUGUAGGAAAAUGUACUAGCAUUCAGCAUUGUCAUAUAUUCCAUUAUCCAUAUUUUUAAUGGAAAUGGGUAGAUUUUUUAGACUGUUUUGUUGUUAUCAGUGUGUCUACUGGGUUAUGAGUCACAUAACCCCUGAAAAAGUUUGUGUAAAAGGUGUUGAAAGUCUCAUAAAGUAGUGAGUCUUGAUUUUGUAUGUACUGUGUUUGAAACUUCUCCAUCACACUCAAUAUGGAAUUGUUUAAUGUGAUCUUUAAUAAUUCUACAGUUAUAACCUGGGCUUUUAAACAAGUUUGAGAAAAACUAUAAAGGGAUUCAAUAUAAAAUUAGUGGUGGUAAUUUUAAUUUACAGAUUUGUGUAAUUUUUUUUUACUAUUGUUAAUCAUAACCAAAUCCUGGAAGUGUAAAAUAAAAAAACUAACUUUUUUUUUAGAUUGCUUCUACCCAGUAGACACCCUGGUUAUGAACCACCUAAUGGAAUGUGUGUUUUGCUGGUCGAAUCAUUUAGAUUUUUUAAUUAAAUUUUUAUUUAGAAUGAUUAGUGAAAUUAACAAUUAUUGGCAUAUUAUUAAAUGUAACUUAUAAGCAUUGAUGUAGGGACAAUCAUGUAUUUACUUUAUUAAUGCUUAUAAUUAAUUCAUUUGUCUCUCUUAUAUUUUAGUUACUGAUUAUAUUGAGUAACUUUAGUAUGUAAUUAUGUAAUAUUUAAUGUGUAUUUGGUUAGAUAUUUUGUCAGGAAGUAGAGAGAUGUAUGACAGUAUUUGUUUAGUGACUAAUCAAGUUAGGUAAGUUAAUGUAAUAAAUCCAUGUCAUAUGUUCAGUUUGUUAUUUUAUUUGUUAGUGCAUUGUCUGUUUUUGUUGUUUAUGUUAGAGAAUGACUUGCCUUAAAUUUUUUAGAUUUUUUAGACUGGUAUUUAAUUUCUUUUGUCAUUCUUGUAUAGUUAUUUUUAAGUGAUGAAUCUAAACUGCCAACACUUAAAUCUGUAGAUAGUAUUUUUGUGUCGUGUUAAAUGAAACAUACAGGUAAUUUCAGCAAAGCACAAUUUAUUAUUAUUUUUUAAUGAUAUUUUUAUCUUCGUACUAGACCAAUAACAUACAUGGAUAAUUACUGUUAAAAUGCAUAGGAGCAUGCUCAAUCAAUGGAUAUCAUGUUACAUACUUUUUUAAAAGAAAAAAAAUAAAUUGUGCUUUGUUGAAUUCUACAUAAGAGUUUAAGUUGACGUAGGGUUGUGCGAAUAUUUGGUUGUAGCACCAGUUUAAGUAUUUGGAAUAUAUACUAUUUUAAACUUCUUAACAAUUCUCAACAUGAUUAUCAAGUAUACAUUCAUUUUCAAUUUGAAUUAAUAUUUGAGUGUCCAAUCAAAAUCUACGUAUUUAGUUUAUGUGAAAUUAUUGUGAAAGUUUUAAACGGUGACAAGAGUUUCAUUAUAAACAGUGAGGGCGUACCGGUGUUAAGGUUCGAAUUACGGGUGGAAAUAGUGGGCGCCACCACGCGAGUGGGCACGUGGACCCGGCUGGAUACUCUUACUCAGGGCGUUACGUGGCCCGUGUGCGGCGAGAUAUUAGCCCUCCUGAUUUUUAAUGCAACACCUGUUCCUAACCAAGCCCGCUCUCAGCGUCGGGCACGUUUCUAAUUAACCGCAGUGGGCUCUUAGGGCGUCCCACAUGCCGCUGACUGGUUAAGGACCCACGUGGCCCCCCCGAACACAAUGACACGUGAUUCAAUUAAGUUGGUUUUAUUUACUCAUGUUACAUGCCCUUAUACAAUCCUUCCUUGAUACUGUUAGAAAACGCCCGAGGCACAAAUCGAUUUAGGUGAGGAGGCGAACCAUGCACGUGGUCGCCUCAAGUCGUUACUUAAUACACGGAUGACCAAAAACUCCGGAGAGUAUAAGAAUUAUUAAUUAAACAGUCUCUCCGACCGAGAGAGGCCCUGAGGAUAGAAUGAAAACGAUUUGAAUAAAUUACUUAACAGAACUACUCGGUGACUCAACGGUGAUGUCCUCGGGGUGUCUGCAGAGACGUCCGCUCUCGGCCGGCUGAAGAAGGAGACUGGGCUGAGACAAGGGCUUGCGGCAGGCAACAUGGCGCCCUUCGCGCCGAACACAAUUACCGUUAACAUCUUAGCUAUUGCGUGCCCCGGGUUAUUAUUGAAAAUAACAUGAACUCUUUAUAAAAAUUAGCACAUUACAUCCAUGACCAGACCGUCUGUAAUUAUUACUUAUGUGGUAGAAAAUAGUUUAAAUCAAGUUAUAUGCUAGUUCCUCCGUCGCCCGCUAGGGAGCGUCCAUGUCCGUGCUUGCACGUAUUUUAUUACAAAAACAUAAUAAAUUAAUGAAACAAAAGGCACUCACGUACACAAUCGUCGUGACACUGUUUUGGGGCGAAAAGAAAAGGGUUACAAUAAUUAUUAUUACAUAUAGGGGUGCGGCGCACUGCAGCUAAGCGCCCUCUUGCUGUAGUUCGUGGCGCGCAGUUUAAAUCUCACAUGGCUACGUACGUCACGAUACAAAUGCCGGGUAGGAAAGGUGGUGGGAAAGGGAACGGAGGAUGAUCAGGCUCAUGGGGCGAAGCCCCGGCUGACGUCAACAGCAAUUUUUGUUUUAUUUGAAAUGUUAUGAAAAAACUUUUCUAAACAGCUUUGAUGAUUUUGCCAAGUAGCUGAUAUUGUGCAUUUCAUUCUAAUUACAUAAUUUUUCCCCUUUUCCAAGAGAACAAGGAAUGUUUUCAUUAUUUUGCAACAAUUUUCAUCAACAGUUCAGACUUCUUCAAAAAUUUUAUUUUUAUCUAAUUUCCACCGAAGUUCUGAAAUUUUUGUUUGGUGUACUGUAUGGUAAUUAAAAAAUGUAAGUACACAUGAUAUAAACUUCAUGUUUAUAGCUUUGUUUACUUUUUUUAUGAUCAAUGCAUUUGUAGAGGUCAUUAUGCUCUUGAUAGAUUAUUUUAACAUAAGCGAAAGCCCACAGCGUAGUUAGUCUUAACUGGGUGUUCGCAAGUGGUAGAGUAGACAUCGCUGCUGUUUUUUCUCUGGUAAUUUCCAUUUUCCCCUAGCACACUUCCUCAUUGCUGCAUCAAAAAGCCUUCCUUAUAUGUCUCGUGAGGGAGAUUGUUAUUACGAUAACAUGGGUCAGGCUGUAUAAUUUGUUUUCAGUAGGAUUCUAUAAAUACAUACAAUUUUAGUUUUUGUUCAUACCUCAAUUUUCUUUUACGCAUAAGAAAUACUGCAUCCUUCCUAUUCCUGCACUACCCCUACAACAACAACAACAAAAAAUUGUAUGGGAAAUGCGAAAUGGUAAAGGGGAGUAUUUCAAAUUCUAUUACUUAUAAGCCACCGCUUCUAUUUUAAAAUGAAUACAAGCACAUACAUAAAAUUGUAUUUUGUAUUGCAGGAUGUAAUUGACUGGAAUUUUUCAUAUCAAAAGAUUUUUGCAUUUCACUCAUGUGUCUACGUUAGAGUGAAAGAAGAAAUUGUCAAAAUUAAAUGAAGAAUGCAAUUAACAUGCGUGCCACUUUGCAUGAAUAUUAAAUUUAAUUUUAAGGUUAGUUCUUUCUGAAGAACUUAUUGCUAGGGCAGUUAUUUGAAGAAUUGAAUGCUGCAUGCUUGCUUUUCAUCUAUCUUUGUGUAAGUUUUGAGAUCUGGUUUGCAUGUAAUUCAAAAGCUAUUGUAGUAAAUAAUUGUAUGCACAACUGUGCAAAACAUAAUGACGAUACAGAUGAUAAGUAUAAAACAGUUUUCAAUAAAAAUUUUAAAUAUUGUACAUUUUGACCAUCUAUAUGUUUUGAUUUAUCUAAUAGCUGGUGUUGAAUAGAAACGUUAGUAAUAAACGGUUUUGAUUGGCCAGAUUAACAAAUUUUUACAUCAAUAGGUUGUUUGUUCUUAAUUUAAGUGUUGGCAGUUUUUAGAACUAGUAAAAAUUAAGGUUUACUAUCAUCCUACUUGUUUUUGUUGUAUGCAUUUAUUUUAGCAGUGGUGUUUUAUAAGAGGCUAUCAAAAAGUAUUCCAGCCUGACUUCUUGAAAGCAUGUAACGUUUCGUAGCGUGUGCUUUGGUAACUUGUUCCAAGGAGCAGUCAAAUUAAAGAUGACCAAGUAAAAAGACUGUGAAUGUCCUUGAGAAAGCCUGUCUUUGAAUGCUCACCAGAUUGUAGAUCAAAGCUUCAAACUCGAGAGGCCAGCACAGGGCUGGUGCGAGGCCUUCAUGCCAAGGAACAGUCUGUUCCUCCAUGCUUGCUUCACCCAGAAUAUAUAUUAAAGUACAAAUUUGUGAAAGUCUCAUUUUGCCACAAGAACUGUUAGAUCAAGGGGUUAGUUUUGUUUUUAUUAUUUAAACUAAAAAUGUUGGUGAAUUUGUUAUUUUAUAGACAAGUCACAGUAGCAUUUUUCCUUAGAAGCUGUUCACAAGUACACCUAUCCCUCACUUAGCACGAAUAAUUCGUUCCUAAAAAUGCUUGUGUUAUUUGAAGUAGCGUAUUCUGAAGCAUUAGUUUCCAUAAAUAGCAAGGCUAAUUUAUUUAAUGUGUUCCAAAAUUGUGUAGGAAUAUAAAUGCAUUGGAUAACACUCAACUAUAAAUAUGUCACACUAUUUAUCUUUAUAUGCCUCCCAUCGCACUUUGUAUGACAAAUACACCACAUAACGGGAGCUACGUGGUUAUAUAUUUUAUCGUCAGUCGGCUGGCUGACUUGCCCGCCUGGGCGUGACCUUCAACUCACAUCGCGUACCUUUCCAAACCAUCCUUUACUGACAGUGAAACCGAUAUUACUGUCCGGAUAAUUACAAUUUAAUUUUUCAAAAAUAAAGUGCUUAUUCGUGUAUCACCACCUGGUUCACACCAAUUCUGUCAGGCCAGUGAUUAUUUUUUUCAUUGCAACAUUCAUUUAACAACCUUUUCCACGUGAACCAUCUGUUCAUUUCGGUUCCGGUUUCUAAUGUCAAAUAUAUUCAACUAACAGCAUCAGACUUAUGUAUAUAAAGAUUUGGUAAGAAUCCUAAUUUCGUACGAUUGUGCGCACAGUUGACUUGCUAUAAACUAAAGUUCGACCAACAUAAGCGUGGCCUUCAUGACAAUCUGCGUGCCGUAAUACUUCUAAUUUUGUCUCAAUUAUUUGAAAAGAUGCAUUAGCCACGGCGACAUACGCACGGAAAUAAAUUAUUUGGUCCUUUACACUCCAUAGCCGCAAUUUAACUUGCCCCCUUGUUUUGCUAACUAUCCCACGGCACAUCUGUCGUUUACAUAAGUUGAAACAGACUUUGUGGUGUCGUGCUUGACUUUUUUUUUUCCUGCCGAGAUUUCGUGCUAACUGAAAUUUACAGACGUUCUAUUCAAGGAUGGGGCAAUAAAAUUCACAUCGCGCUAAAUGAAUCCGCACAGUCUGAAGACUUGUUAAGUGAGGGAUAGGUGUAAUAAUUUUUUUUUUAUAUUGAACUGAUAAACAUUCAAUCAUGCUCUGAAUGACUUAAUGCCUCUUUAUAAUUUUUUUAAAAAAUUUUCUAAUUUAAAAAUGAAGAUGCUCACUAAAACAUGGAAACAGCAUUGUAAGAAGUUAAAUGUUUUCUGUAAAUUUUAAAUUUUAUGGACACUCAUAAUGUUUAGCCAGAUUCGUGAUUGGUUAUUUUACUAUAGUGUUUUUAAGAUUUCUGAAUAAUCAAAUUGUGCUUAAAAUCAGAAUAUCACCAACAUUGACUAUUCACAUUGUCCUUAUCUGAUGUGUGUGAGAAAUGUUCAUGAAAGAUCAGUUGUUUAAAGAAUAUAAUUAGCUAUGUACUUUACAUCAUCACUGGUGACAUGCAGUGUUAAAGAUUCAAAUGUAAUUUAUUUUGUAACUAUUGAAAAUACAGGUAAGUUUUCUUUUUGGUCCACAAAAAUGUACAAAUAAUAACCUACAUAAAGAAAAAAAUUCUAGAUUAAAUUUUACCUUUAAUUAAAUUGGCUUUAUGGGCAUCAUGGUGUAUACAGAUCACUGCAGUCAUUAAGAAGUCCUGAAAUAAAUAAACGGUCAUGGUGCUGGAAGUCCCAAAACUUUACUUUCCAGCAGUUUUUUUUUGCAGACUAACUGUUUUAGCUCCCCUCCCCCCUUUCAAAUUUUAUUCUUGCAUUUGAAAAGGUUUUUUUUUUGUUUUAUCUAUUUUUAUUAUAUUUUAUUUUGCUUAUUAUGCAAUAAAAAUAACUGUAAUGUAAGUAAAGUUGUAAGAAAAUUGCAUUUAAUGUCCCGAAGAAGUCUUGAAAUUACUUACUUCACCAGACGACACUAAAUCAGCAUUACUGCAAGUGCAGUGAUAACAAGGCAGUAGGCGUGGAACUGUAAUGCUUAAUUGCAGUGAGGAAAUAAAAACUGUGAAUAUCUUCAAGUGGCCGGUCUGGAAACGUUUUUGAUGAUGGUACUGUGUUCACCUGUGCAGCGACAGGUACAACAAAAGUUUAACCUGUAUUCACCAAAGGUUUUCACGUUUGAUAUUCACAGUAGUAUUAACUUGUUCUGUGCUUAUUCCAUUGUAGAUUCAGGGAAAGUGGCCAUGUACGUACAUCUGCUCAUUACUAAUAUUGACUUAUUUUCAUAGUUAAUGAAACAUAAUAUAAAAAAAUGUACAUUCUUGGUACAUAAAAAAAUGAGCAUCAGCGAAAGAAUACAAAAUUAUUGUGAGACUAUAACCUCAUAAUGGCACUAAAGCACAAGAAAUGAAAUUUUUUUUUGUAUUAAAAGAAGAAUUUACUUUGUGAAGGAAAUUUAAUUUUGGACGAGGAAAAUAAUUACAAGACACGAAAUUUUUAUCUCAAGAACUGUGGGAAAACAAAGAAAAUUCUAGAGCUGGGCCGAUACCGAUCGUAAUAAUCGGCCGAUUUUGUUAAUUUUGCCGAUCAUAAUGAUCGGCAAAACGUAGCCGAUUAUUUGAGCCGAUCAUUGGUCUCCUACUGCAAACUUAUAACAUUGAAUAAUUACCUAUACCUAACAACUUUCCAUGUUUGUUUACAGUACUUUUCGGGAAGAAAAUUUGAUUACUCAUCGAAAAAUAAUAGGAUUUAAUAAUUUAAAACUAACCACACACGAAAAAAAAUAUACCAAUAAAGUAAACAAAUACCGUAAGUUUUAUAAACAUUGAACAGUUACAUACCUAAGUAUCAAUUUCCACGUAUAUUUACGGUACUUUCGGUAAAAUAAUUUUCAAUUAUACUAUUUGUAAAGUUAUUUAUCAUUUACGAACCGAAAACUAUGUAUUUGUUUACCAUUUACGGUUAAUAUUACCGGAAUGGCGAGUGGCGACUGUUGUUUAGGUUGGUUAUAUGACGCCAGAGAUUAGUGACGCGCGUCGCGCGACGGAAUUCCGUGGGCCGCCAAACUCUGCAACGCUGUUUGUACCGACCCUUUGUGUCGCCCCCCCCCCCCUCCCCCCUUUUCAGCUGUCACAUUUGUCACUCUUUAAACUUGAGGGGGAUGUCCUGACUUCUGCUUCCCGUCUCCCGUUUGUUUGAAUGUUGUUUGACGUGCUGCUGAGUUACUUUCCGCCCGCCAACGCACGGCAGGCGCCUGGCGAGUGACGUGUCUGGCUGGCAUUCGGCUGGUCGAAGUGGAGGAGGGGGUUGGGGAGCUACCCAAAAUUUAUGUGUACAAGGUCAGCACGAUCUUAUCUUUCUCUCUUCGGCUGUUGUAAAUGACCGUGAACUAAUGGCUAGGCAGUGCCGUAUUUUUUUAAGCCGAGACAACAAUUCGAAGGCGGCCCUUACCGUUAACCGAUUAUCCGGGUUUAUUUAUUUAUUUAUUUUUACAGAAUUUCAAUUAUCCGGGCAUCGGCGGGUCCCAAUGAACACGAAUAAUGGGGAGUUUACUAUUUUUAUCCAUCUGCUGCCAAGGCGCAGUAAGCCUCGGGAGAUGUUACGUCACAUGACCUUGGCCUUAACCCAGCUGCACGCUGGUGUCUGAGAAGCUUGACAAGACCUUCCGGGCUUACCUGUAUAAUCGCUAGUCCGUGAAAUUUAUUAUGUCGUGAUUUUUAAGUAAUCAUGUCAAUGAAAAGUAGUUUUGUCUGGGAAUAUUUCACCGUUUAUAGUGAUCCAUCAAAAGCAACGUGUAAUCAGAGGUACUUGAAAGGCUCUAAUCGGCUCAGAAGAUCGGCAGCAGAUGAUCGGCAUCGGCAUGAUCGGCAAAAUAGGUGAUCGGCCCAGCUCUAGAAAAUUCUUUAAUAUGUUUUGUGGUGAUGUGCUGUACAUGUUCAUGAAUGAUUGUCUAGAAUGUCAUUUAAAAUAUUUUUCACAAAACUGAUGAUUGCUCUUACUUUCCAGGAAGAGAAAGCUGUUGCCUUUUAUGUUUAGCUCUAGUCUUCAGUUUUCCUGAUAGGUACUGAAAUGUUAUACUCAUACUCUAGUUACUGUUAGUAACUGCCCCAUGACAGCUGUGCCAUUGGCGAAUGUGCACACAAAGUGCAUACUUGUAUAUUUAUUAAUUAAUAACAUAGUACAAAGCAUCUGAUGCCAUGUAGAGGUACAAAAAUUUGUAAAAAAUAUGUUAUGUAGUCUGAUACACCCGUAGCCUCCUGUAACAGGAAAUACGUCAAUAAAUAUGUAUACAGCAAGUUUAACUCAAACAGGUAUAUUUGCACCUUCACUACAGAGUAGUUGUAACUAUCGGAGGUUAUUUUACAAUUGCAGUCCUCCUGGUAUUAGUGUAAUACGUAGUUUCACAGCAGACUUGAUGUAAAUCAGUAUUUAACUGUUCAGUAAUGCUGAAAAUUAUUUAUUCCAGAAGCUAGAUCAACCUCCAGUGUAAUGUAGGAAUCUGUUUAAUGAUGCUAAGUUAAUACGAUCUAAUGCAGGUUUUAAUGCCAGUUGAUUAUAAAGUUAAUUGUAAUGUUUUGUUGUAGUAUGAACUCUUGCUGAGUUUAAAAUUAUAUAGUUUGUAGGAAUAAUUUGUGAAAUUAUUUUGUAUGUUUGGCUUUUUCGAAUUUUUGUUACAAUUAAAGUGUAUUAUUUAACAUUGUAUACUCACUAGCAAAAAUAAAAAUUUAUAAAAAACUAAAAAAGUUUUAUUUUCAAAAUGUUCAAAUAUUACUUCAUUAUUGAAUGUGUACAGUUAUCAUUUCAGCAUACAAUUGCAUAAUUCACAAGUUUCUCAAGAUGCAAUGUGAGGUGUAUUUGGAUUAAACCC
This is a messenger RNA of Bacillus rossius redtenbacheri, 10793 nucleotides long. RefSeq lists its product as uncharacterized. Gene Ontology annotation, cellular component: nuclear body. The record is from RefSeq and is a predicted model, not a curated record. The transcript has 3 exons. The coding region runs from base 648 to 1424 and encodes 258 amino acids. Lineage: Eukaryota; Metazoa; Arthropoda; Insecta; Phasmatodea; Bacillidae. Gene Ontology annotation, biological process: positive regulation of DNA-templated transcription.